AUGAGUUGGUUUACCUCCUUUGACAAGAUUGUGGGAAGCACCAGAGCCAGUUUUCGGGUCAGUCUCAAAGUGCUUGGUGGUGGAGUUAAACGAAUUCAAAGGGCUGCGAGCUUGUCUUCUGCUAGGCUUGAUCUGUUGGAUGACAUGUCAUCCUCGUCAUCGUCUUCAUCCUCUUCUGGAUCUGUGGUGAUUGAAAAGAAGGACAAUGUUCUUACCAGUGGAAACUUCACAGUUGAAACAUGUUCCAAUUCUGUUCCCGCCUCUCAAGAGUUGGUAUCUCAGAAUUCACUCAGCUUUUUGCAAAUGCGUGACGAUUAG
This is a messenger RNA of Seminavis robusta, 318 nucleotides long. The record is from the annotation of a GenBank genome assembly. NCBI's taxonomy places the organism in Eukaryota, Bacillariophyta, Bacillariophyceae, Naviculales, Naviculaceae.